GAGCAGGGGUCGGACUACAUCUCCCGGCGUUCCCAGCAGAGUGGUGGCCUCCGUGCGCUGGCUGCAUUGCUGGCGGGCGACAAUGCUGCGGGCAGGGAGCUUGAUGGCCUGGCUAGGCUCGCGCCUGCAGGCGCCCCCCUCAACCCUGAGCCGAUCACUCAGUUGUGCACAGGACUUACUCCGCAGGACGCCGCUCUACGAUUUACACCUGGCCUACGGUGGGAAGAUGGUGGCAUUUGCGGGCUGGAGCCUGCCCGUUCAGUACCGGGACGGCCACAUUGACUCGCACCUGCAUACACGCCGGCACUGCUCACUCUUUGAUGUAUCCCACAUGCUGCAGACCAAGAUACUUGGCUGUGAUCGGGUGAAGCUGAUGGAGAGUCUAGUGGUUGGAGACAUUGCAGAGCUAAGGUCAAACCAGGGGACACUGUCACUUUUCACUAAUGAGGCUGGAGGCAUCCUCGACGACUUGAUUGUGACCAACACCUCUGAGGGGCAUCUGUACGUGGUGUCCAAUGCUGGCUGCCGGGACAAGGACUUGGCCCUCAUGCAGGACAAGGUCAGAGAACUUCAGAACAUGGGCAGUGAUGUGGGCUUGGAAGUGGUGGAUAAUGCCCUGCUGGCCCUGCAAGGUCCCACUGCGGUCCAGGUGCUGCAGGCUGGCGUGACAGAUGACUUGAGGAAGCUGCCCUUCAUGACCAGUGCUGUGAUGGAGGUGUUUGGCGUGUCUCACUGCCGUGUGACUCGCUGCGGCUACACAGGCGAAGAUGGUGUCGAGAUCUCAGUGCCAGCAUCAGGGGCAGUCCACUUGGCAGCAACUCUGCUGGAAAAUCCAGAGGUGAAGCUGGCAGGGCUGGCAGCGCGGGACAGCCUACGCCUGGAGGCAGGCCUCUGCCUAUAUGGGAAUGACAUUGAUGAGCACACCACACCUGUGGAGGGCAGCCUCAGUUGGACACUGGGGAAACGCCGCCGAACUGCCAUGGAUUUCCCUGGAGCCAAGGUCAUUGUUCCCCAGCUUAAGGGCAAGGUGCAGCGGAGGCGUGUGGGGUUGAUAUGUGAGGGACCCCCAAUGCGGGCACAUAGCCCCAUCCUGAGCGUGGAGGGUACUGUGAUCGGUACUGUGACCAGUGGCAGCCCCUCACCAAGCCUGAAGAAGAAUGUGGCGAUGGGUUAUGUGCCCUACCAGUAUAGUCGGCCAGGUACCUUGGUGCUGGUAGAAGUGCGGCGAAAGCAGCAAGAGGCUGUGGUCAGCAAAAUGCCCUUCGUUCCUACAAGCUAUUAUACCCUCAAGUGAGGUUGGCU
This is a messenger RNA of Chrysochloris asiatica (Cape golden mole), 1302 nucleotides long. It is a transcript of the gene AMT, whose product is annotated as aminomethyltransferase. Gene Ontology annotation, molecular function: protein binding; aminomethyltransferase activity. Gene Ontology annotation, cellular component: mitochondrion. The coding region runs from base 83 to 1294 and encodes 403 amino acids. Lineage: Eukaryota; Metazoa; Chordata; Mammalia; Afrosoricida; Chrysochloridae. Gene Ontology annotation, biological process: glycine catabolic process. The record is from RefSeq and is a predicted model, not a curated record. The transcript is spliced from 9 exons.